This is a messenger RNA of Liolophura sinensis, 2234 nucleotides long. Its product is annotated as BMP-binding endothelial regulator protein-like. Lineage: Eukaryota; Metazoa; Mollusca; Polyplacophora; Chitonida; Chitonidae. The record is from RefSeq and is a predicted model, not a curated record. Gene Ontology annotation, molecular function: protein binding. Bases 222 to 2234 code for a protein of 670 amino acids. The transcript is spliced from 14 exons. Gene Ontology annotation, cellular component: extracellular region.
CACAAGUGCUUGUCAACAAACGUGUUAAGCAAAAUACACUUACAUGUGAAGAAGAAGAGAAAAGACUCUUACAUCUGAAAGUGAACCUCAACGAGAAAAUCUACCUGGUUGUUAAUUUACCUACGCUUGUAAUGUCUAAAUGGGAAUUUAUGUGGGAGUGAGUAUUUUUUCAAUGAUACGCUUGACUUUGUAGAAGCAAAUUGAAGAUCGUGCAGGACAAGAUGGAGCAAUGGAUUGCCCUACUCUGUACCCUUACCCUGAUUUGUCAUCCCCGGUCAGCUUCCACACAGGGCCUUGCUGCAGGUUCAGGGGUAUCAUGUGAGACAGAAGGAGAAGAAGUGAAGGUCCCGGGAAUCACAGAUGGAUGUAUCAGAUGUCGCUGUGAGAACAAGGAAGUGAAAUGUGAAAGGAAAUCUUGUCCAAGCCUGGAAGGAUGUUACGCCAUUUUGUUUGAUGGCCCUUCCGGAAAUUGUUGUGAAGUGUGUCAAGGUUGUCGAUUUAAUAAUCGAACGAUGGCGAGUGGAGAAACAUGGGUGGAUCCAGAUAACAAAUGCUCAUCUUUGACAUGCAGGGCAGGUACUCUGACCAGGAGUCGUACCGAGUGUUACACGCCCUGUAAGAACCCAGUCUUCGUGCCCGGCAAAUGUUGUCCUAUCUGUCGAGGUUGUCAAAUAGAAGGAAGAACUUUCAAAGAGGGCGACAAAUUUGUCAGUCAGAAAGACAAAUGCGCCAACUGUGAAUGCAAGGAUGGAACUGUGACAUGCCGAAAGCGUGCAUGCCCAGUGUUGGAUUGUCCUGCUGACGUCAUUUACACACCGGAAGGAGAAUGCUGUCCAAAAUGCAAAGGAAUGAGGCAUGUGUUUCUUCCCAGCGGACUUUGCCUGUUUCGAAAGAAGGUUUACGGACACGGCAAAACCAUCCGACCAGACCAGUGCACCAAAUGCAUCUGCCAGAAAGGAACCGUUGUGUGCGACCGAGAGACCUGUCCAGUCCUCACGUGCCCGAAAACGGAAGCCAUCCAACCGGAAGGGUCCUGUUGCCUGAGAUGCCCAGAGAAACCUCGGCUGAAUUGCACUUCCGGGUCAAAGGUUUACCAGCAUGGAGAACGCUGGAACGUGGAUGUCUGUACUGAGUGUAGAUGUGACGACGGUUCGCUUAGGUGCCGUGUGCAAGAGUGCAACAACGCAUUGGGCUGUCCAAAGGGUUACAAGCUGAAGUUCACACCUGGCGUCUGCUGUCCCCAAUGUGUCGAAGUUGAUGCCGUAUGCAGUGUGUUCGGUGAUCCUCACUACAGAACUUUCGACAACCACGUGUACAACUUCCAAGGAACGUGCAAGUACCUGUUGGCCCAGGAUUGCGUCGGCAAGAUGUUCUCAAUCAGGGUCCGCAACAACGCCAGGCGCUCCAACGACUUCGCCUGGACCCAGAUGAUUACGAUUGACGUGGACAACCGGCGGAUUAGUCUGCACCAGUACCUGGAGGUGAAAGUGGAUCGACGUACCGUCAGUCUUCCCCACAAGGAUCCACGGCUUUUCAGCAUCCGCCUCCAGGGACAUUCUAUUGUUGUCAAGCUCAACAUGGGUGUCGAACUCACCUGGGACGGAGACAGUUUUCUCGAGGUCAAAGUAGCGAGUACGUUCAAGAACCGCAUGUGUGGACUGUGUGGAAACUACAAUGGAGUGGCCGAUGACGAUCUGACGGGAAAAGACGGAAAACGAUACCAGAUGGCGGAGGACUUCGGUAAAACCUGGAGGGUUGGAAGCAGCUCUGCAUGCGACAAAAAGGCCACUCCAAGGAAAAUGGCGUCCCCGUGUACCAAGGAUUUCAGAGCGAGGCUGGCGGCUCAUCUGACAUGUGAUAUUCUCCACCAGUCAGUGUUCGCCGAGUGCCGGCGGAAGGUCAAGGUGGCGCCAUAUUUUAGGUCUUGCAUGACGGACGUUUGUGAUUGUCCCGAAAAUAAGAAGUGCAUCUGUGAAGUGCUGAACGCUUACUCACGCGCCUGCGAACGAGCUGGAGUUCCAGUCAAGUGGAAACACCGUCUGCCUCAAUGCGAUGUACCCACCUGCCCCAAAGGAGCUGUGUACGAGAGCUGUGGCUCGGCCUGUACGAAAACGUGCGAGAACUACAAGGAUAAGACGCCCUGCACGAAACCGUGCGUGCCCGGAUGUCAGUGCCCCGCCGGCAAGGUGCUGCACAAGAACAAAUGUGUACGGCCUAAACGUUGUCCGAGAUAA